AUGCGUUUCGAGCAUGCUCUUAUUGGCGCGGCCUUGUCCAGCCUUGGCGCUAGUCAGACCUUGAACAUCCCGACUAGGGUUGGAUCGAUUGUGUCUCUUGCAUCUCCCAGCGUCAUCUCUGGUUCGAAAGACAUGGGAAAUAAGGAAUACGACCGUGGCCGUGCCUGCAACACAGAUGAUGACACCGGUAGCGACAAUGCCGUCUUCAUUCUCGAGGACGGCGCAACUUUGAGCAAUGUCAUCAUUGGAAUCAAUCAGCUGGAGGGAGUCCACUGCAAGGCUUCGUGUACUCUAAAAAACGUAUGGUUCCGCGAUGUCUGCGAAGAUGCUAUUUCGGCUCUGGGCACAGGUUCGGUAUUGAUUGACGGUGGAGGUGCACAGGAAGCUAAGGACAAGGUCGUCCAACACAAUGGCCGCGGUACAGUCACGAUCAAGAACUAUACUGUCGUCAACGCGGGCAAGCUCUACCGCGGCUGCGGUGACUGCACCAACAACGGCGGACCUCGCAACGUUGUUAUCCAGAACGUCAAAGCCAAGGGCGUCUCCAACCUGGUUGGAAUUAAUUCGAACUACGGAGAUACAGCUAAUAUCUCUGGAAGUUGCGGAUCCAGCGUGUCGAAGGUCUGCCAGGAGUUCAAGGGUGUCGAGAAGGGAAAUGGCGACAGCACCAAGGUUUCCACGACCGCGAACUGCAAGGGACAGACGACCUUGUCGGCCUGCUAAGUAUUUCGAAAUAAGUGCAAUAGUCAGGGAUUGAUGUGUCUUAGUUAGUUGACUGACCCGCAUAGUCAGUCAUUGAAUGAAAUGUCUUUUGAUAAAAAGGCUC
Dothidotthia symphoricarpi CBS 119687 is the source of this 826-nucleotide messenger RNA. Its product is annotated as polysaccharide lyase family 3 protein. Gene Ontology annotation, cellular component: extracellular region. The transcript has 3 exons. The coding region runs from base 1 to 723 and encodes 240 amino acids. Gene Ontology annotation, molecular function: pectate lyase activity. Gene Ontology annotation, biological process: pectin catabolic process. NCBI's taxonomy places the organism in Eukaryota, Fungi, Ascomycota, Dothideomycetes, Pleosporales, Dothidotthiaceae. The record is from RefSeq and is a predicted model, not a curated record.